This is a messenger RNA of Dimorphilus gyrociliatus, 1282 nucleotides long. NCBI's taxonomy places the organism in Eukaryota, Metazoa, Annelida, Polychaeta, Dinophilidae. The record is from the annotation of a GenBank genome assembly.
AAUGUUUCCAAUUCUUGGUAGAGAAGGUCCAGAUGUUGAAAAAACAAUGUCAAAUAGCGCAAAAUUGCUAGUAAAACUGAAUUGGGUCAAAGCUGGUGCAACUGGAACAUUUACGCUUAUGCCACCAUUGCAAAGAUCUGUUGAUAAACUUUGCAGAAUAAUAGAAAAUGAAAUGAAUGCUGUAGGAGGUUUGAAAGUUACUAUGCCAUCUUUAGCUACCGCAGGCAUAUGGAAGAAAUCUGGUAGAUAUAAUGAUAUGGGCAGUGAAUUAUUGAAGCUAAAAGAUCGCAAUGAAGCUAAUCUCUGUCUCUCUCCCACUCAUGAAGAAACAGUCACAUCAUUAGUUCAAUCAUUAUCACCAAUAUCUUACAAAAAUUUACCAAUUAAACUUUAUCAAAUUGGUCCAAAAUUUCGGGAUGAAAUGAGACCGAAAAAUGCUUUAUUAAGAUGUAGAGAAUUUCUAAUGAAAGAUUUAUACUCAUUUGAUGAUAAUUUGGAAAAUUCUUUAAAAACCUACAAAGAUCUAAAUAAAGCAUAUGAAAAUAUAUUCAAUAGGCUUAAUUUAGACUUUUUUAAAGUUCAAGCUGAUACUGGUACAAUGGGUGGAUCGAGCUCUCACGAAUAUCAUAUUGAAUCACCGAUUGGUGAAGAUACGCUAAUUCUUUGUAAAAAUUGUGGAGAAGCGUUUAACAAGGAAUUAACUGUCGAUGAUGAAUAUAUAAAGAAUUGUAGAAAAUGCGGUGAAAAUGUUAAAAUAAUAAAAAGUAUAGAGAUCGGCCAUACUUUCCUUCUAGGAACAAAAUAUUCAGAAACUUUCAAAGCUAAUCUUAUAACUAAGGAAUCUAAAAAAAGUUUAAUUGUAAUGGGUUGCUAUGGUAUUGGGGUAACUCGUUUAGUAUCGGCUUGUAUUGAAGUUUUAUCAAGUAAAAAUCAACUACGAUUACCAGAAUUGAUUACUCCUCAUCAAAUAUGUAUUAUUCCCCAAAGAGAAGGUUAUAAGUCUGAUAUUACUUUGAAACAAUCUGAAGAUAUUGCAAUUAACCUUAGCCAAUUAGAUAAUCUCAAAGAUUAUGAGGUUGUGCUGGACGAUAGGCUGUCAUUAUCAAUUGGACAACGAAUAAAAGAAGCAUCAAAUUUCGGCUAUACAUUUGGAAUUGUUGUUGGAAAAAGUGCUUUAGAAGAGAAUCCAAAAUACGAAGUUAUUGAUUUUAAAAAUAAUGAAAAGAAAUUAAUGAUAAAUGAGGAAAUAACAAAUUUGGCUAAACAUAUUAAAACUGUAUAA